AUGCAGCAGCCGCCGCCGCGGCACUCCAAAGCCGCCUCUGCCCAGCUGCCCUCCUCCAUCCUCUACCGCAGCCCCGACGGCGCCACUGUCGUCCUUGAUAUUCCCAGAUCGCUCGAGGAGAGCCAGGUACGCCUUGGCGAAGAGCACGAUGCCCGAUGCCGGAUAUAUUCCUCUGCAGCCCCGGUCACACCGUUUGCGACGCCCGAGCCAGUCCAUGGUGUUGAUCCCGACGCCACUGCCUCGCCCGCGGCGCAAAUUGACGCCUUGAUGACGGCAGAGAGCCUGCGAAGCACACUCGAUGCUCUAUCACGAAGUUACACAGGAGAAUACGGCCUGCCACGGCUCACAGCCCCGGAAAUUUCUUCACCGUCAACGUCGUCGUCGUCGGCGUCGUCACAGGCUGCCGACUCUGAACUGUACAUACCGCCAGACGCCCAUCAUCUCCAUGGCUCCAUCUACCACUUGAAGCCGUCCUUUACACAACUCGCGCCCAAAUUUCGACUCAUCAUCAUGGACCCUCCCUGGCCAAACCGCUCCGUCCGGCGCACGACGGCCCGCUACAAGACGGCCCGCUCGCUCUCCGACGUGCAGUCGCUGCUCCGCGCCGUUCCCGUCCCCGCGCAUCUCGCCGACGAUGGGCUGGUCGCCGUCUGGAUGACCAACAAGCCCCGCAUCGCAGAGCUGCUCCGCGGCGUGCUGGCCGAAUGGGGCCUGCACGUCGCGGCCGAGUGGACAUGGCUCAAGGUCACGGCCGACGGGCGACCGCUGUACCCGCUCGACUCGGCCUGGCGCAAGCCGUGGGAGCGGCUGCUCGUGGCCAAGCGCAUCGGACGCGCCGCCCCGGACGGCUUGGCGCCUAAGACCAUCGUCGCCGUGCCCGACGUGCACUCGCGCAAGCCCAGCCUUCGCGGCCUUUUUGGGGACCUGCUCGGCUUGGACUACGUCGGCCUCGAGGUCUUUGCCCGUGGUCUCACGGCGGGUUGGUGGAGCUGGGGCGACGAGGUGCUCAAGUUUCAGCAACCACAACACUGGCAUACAUUGCAAAAUCAGUAG
Molecule: messenger RNA, 1053 nt
Organism: Beauveria bassiana ARSEF 2860
Lineage: Eukaryota; Fungi; Ascomycota; Sordariomycetes; Hypocreales; Cordycipitaceae
Product: MT-A70 family
Exons: 1
Coding region: 1-1053 (350 amino acids)
Cellular component (GO): RNA N6-methyladenosine methyltransferase complex; nucleus
Molecular function (GO): methyltransferase activity
Source: RefSeq, a predicted model, not a curated record